Messenger RNA from Oryzias melastigma (Indian medaka), 4732 nucleotides. Its product is annotated as mitogen-activated protein kinase kinase kinase 5. Gene Ontology annotation, biological process: protein phosphorylation; cellular response to stress; MAPK cascade. The transcript has 28 exons. The coding region runs from base 110 to 4108 and encodes 1332 amino acids. The record is from RefSeq and is a predicted model, not a curated record. Lineage: Eukaryota; Metazoa; Chordata; Actinopteri; Beloniformes; Adrianichthyidae. Gene Ontology annotation, molecular function: MAP kinase kinase kinase activity; ATP binding.
CACCUGGGGAAUUACAAAAACAAGCAACCUGGGUCUUUCUUUUUGAAUAAAAAAACCGAACUGUCCCGACGAACUUCAUGCACACAGUCCCCACUGCGGAAUACCGACCAUGUACACGACGGAGCGCAGGCGGAUGAGCCUGCGCGAUGGCAGGAGGACGGAUCCAGUUUGGGUGUCCGCUGGAAGUUGGUGGCAGGACUCUGUGGGGUUAGAGCUGGGCGCCUGCAGCGGCUCGGGUAAGCCGGUGAUCUCCCCGCGGAGCCGCACCAGAGCCGUGUCGGUGGCUUACAUCGUUAACGAGGACGCGUCUGUCCCGCAGACAGAGGAAAACUUGUCCCUGAAAUGUCUGAAGGAAGCAUGUGCGGACGCACACGCCACUUUAAAAACAUUCACUUUCGAGACCGUCUCCCUGGGAACCACGGACAUCCUGGAUAGUUUCUACAACACAGAUGUAGCAGUGGUGGAGAUAAGCGACACCUUCUGUCAGCCGUCGCUCUUCUACCACCUGGGAGUGCGAGAGAGUUUCUGUAUGACUAACAACAUCAUUCUGUAUUGCUACAAGCAGGAUGGAGAUCUGCAGGCGCUCAAGGAGCAGUGUGGGAGUUACACCUUCAUCCCUUACAUGGUGUCACCUCAAGGCAAACUGUUUGCCUGCGACUCCACAAUCAUGACCUGCAUCAAAGAGUGGAUGCAGCCCAGUCUCAAGCUGGAGCCCCUUCUCACCCCGCUGGUGGAGAGGCUGGUGCACCUGCUGAACAACGUGCACAUCCAGUCAAGUGAAUACUUCCGGGAGUCAAUCCGGCAUGAGAUUCGGAUUGCACGGGAGCGGUUCAGCGGCCCCGCCCUGAGUGAAGAGCUGGGUCGGAUCCAGCAGCGUUUGGACAGCGUAGAUCUGCUCACUCCUGAUAUCAUCUUAAGCCUGUUGUUGUCCUACAGGGAUGUUCAGGACUAUGACGCAAUGAUCAAACUGGUGGAAACUCUGAGGAACCUGCCGAUGUGCAUGGUAGCACGGCAUCAAAAUAUCAAGUUUCACUACAUAUUUGCUCUAAACAGGAGGAAUCACCCCGGUGAUCGCACAAAGGCUCUGCAAGAAAUCCUACCGAUAGUGGAGUCGGGGAACAACGUGGCGUCAGACGUGUACUGCUUGUGUGGUCGGAUCUACAAAGACAUGUUCAUGAGCUCCAUGUUCACUGAUGUCCCCAGCAGAGACCAGGCCUGCUUUUGGUAUGGUAAAGCUUUUGAGAUGGAGCCGACUCUUCACUCGGGCAUCAACAGUGUGGUCCUCCUCAUAGCUUCUGGACACGAGUUUGAGACUUCGAUAGAGCUGCGCAAAAUAGGGGUGACCAUUAGCACGCUGCUUGGUAGAAAAGGUAGUUUGGAGAAGAUGACACACUACUGGGAUGUUGGUUUCUAUCUCGGAGCGAACAUCCUUGUCAACGAGUACAGGAAAGUCAUAGAGGCCUCUGAGAAACUCUACAGACUGAAAGCCCCACUUUGGUUUGUGUCUUCCCUAAUGGAGACAUACACUUUGUAUCGUCAGUUUGCCAAGCUGCCAGAGGCAAGAUCUCCCAAACAGGACACUGUUGACUUUUGGGUGGAGUUGCUUUUGGAGAGUUCAAAGACCACUGUCUCAACUGACCGCUGUCCAGUCCUCAUCCUGGAGCCCAGUAAACUCCUCCAGCCAGCCAUCGUGAGCGUGAGCAAAGAGGACGAGAGUCGCACCGUUCACCUGAAACAUGUCACGGCUGUGAAGAAAGGCUUACAUCAGUGGACCUUCCCGGCAUCUGAAAUCCGAGGAGUGAGUGCAUCAAAGAUCGACGAGCGGAGCUGCUUCCUCUACGUUCACUACAAUUCAGACGACUUCCAGCUUUGCUUCCCUUCUGAGACUCACUGUAAGAGCUUCUGUGAGCUGGUGAACUCUCUGAUCCAGCUUGCUGAAAACCCCGCCCAGGACCGGGAACAUUUGUCAGGGGGAGUACUUGAGUAUGUUUAUGAGACCAAUGAAAAUGGUGACAAGGUGGUCCUUGGUAAAGGGACGUAUGGCGUUGUGUAUGCCGGAAGGGACUUGAGCAACCAAGUCCGAAUUGCCAUCAAGGAGAUCCCUGAGAAGGACAGCACGUAUUCUCAGCCUCUUCAUGAAGAGAUCGCUCUGCACAAGAGACUCAAACACAGGAAUAUCGUCCAGUACCUGGGUUCAGUCAGUCAGGAUGGGUUCAUCAAGAUCUUCAUGGAGGAAGUUCCAGGAGGAAGUUUGUCGUCUCUUCUGCGGUCCAAAUGGGGUCCUCUGAAGGACAAUGAACCCACCAUCAUCUUCUACACUAAGCAGAUCCUGGAAGGCCUGAAAUACCUUCAUGACAACCAGAUCGUCCACAGAGACAUCAAGGGGGACAAUGUGCUGAUCAACACCUACAGCGGAGUGUUGAAGAUCUCCGACUUUGGAACCUCUAAACGCUUGGCGGGGAUUAACCCCUGCACAGAGACGUUUGCAGGAACGCUUCAGUACAUGGCUCCAGAGAUAAUCGAUCAAGGACCUCGUGGUUAUGGAAAGCCAGCAGAUAUCUGGUCUCUGGGGUGCACAAUCAUAGAAAUGGCCACCGGCAAAACACCGUUCCAUGAGCUGGGAAGUCCUCAGGCAGCCAUGUUUAAGGUGGGCAUGUUUAAGAUCCACCCCAAAGUUCCAGAGUGCAUGUCCGACGAGGCCAAGGGCUUCAUCAUGAGCUGUUUUGAGCCAAACCCGGACAACCGCGCCCCGGCAGCAGAACUGCUGAUGAACAUCUUCCUCAAGUCUUCAGGCAAAAAGAAGCUGAAAGUCCUUCAGAAAUCAGAUAGUAAUGAUUCCACCAAUUCCGCAGACUAUCAGCGCAGCUUGUCUGUACCCAUCUCCAUCCUGGUUGAGGACACGGAUUCUUACUCCGGCUCGGUUGACAUGUCGUCCUCUCUGGACCUGAGAAGGCACAAAUCUGUUUUCCAAGCAGAUGAGAUCUCGGAGAGUCCGCCCAGCACCAGCAGCUUCAUGUUAAAACCGAGCGGCUCUGUAGUAGACAUGAGCAGUCCAGCCUCUUCAGAGGAGAGUAUGGGUCUGUUUAUGCUGAGAAAAGACAGUGAAAGGAGAGCGACGCUGCACAGAAUCCUCACAGAAUACAUAAGUAAUGUUGUCUCUAACAUACAACAGUCUCUGCCUCAGUCUGAUGACCGAUCACUUACUGCUGAUCACAUCAUCAAACUCGUCACCUGCUUGGGGGACAACAUCCGCUCCCCUGACCGACAGCAGCUGACCAGAGGCCUCCUGGAGCUGCGCUCAUCUCUCUCAUCAGCAGCAAUACCUGUCAACAACCUGCAGGUGGUGCUCUUUAACUUCCAGGAUGCAGUGAAGAAGGUGCUGAAGCAGCAGCAGGUAAAACCUCACUGGAUGUUUGCUCUGGACAACCUGCUGAGACAGGCGGUGCAGGAUGCCAUCACUGUCCUACUGCCAGAACUGAAGAUUCAACUCCAGUCCUCAUUUGAGAUGGAGGACAGCCCCCUGGAGGACCUGCCCGCCGAUCCAGACACGCCUGUAGUUCUCAACCCUGACCAGCUGGUGGAGCCAGACGACUCUCAACAGGCAGCCACCAAAAAAGACAACAACCUGCUCACCAUCAACCUCAGCUCCCCUACACAUAUCAUCCUCGACGGCAACUGUGCUCUCAGCGACAAACUGAGAGAUCUGAGACUCGAGACCAGGAGGUUGCUGAGUCAGCUGGCUGAGAAGGAGCAAGAGUACCAAGCGCUGCUAAAAAACUCAGUGAGGAGGAAACAGCAGCAUAUAGAUGCUCUGAGACAAGACGCUGUCGUCGAAGUUAAGGAGCUGGCCUCACGCAAGAACUCCAAACCAGAGACAAAGGCUUUGGUCCGCUGGCUGAAAUCCAUCCAGGUGGAUCAGGACACUACUGAUAAGCUGUUGGCUCAUGAGUUCACCUUGGACUCUCUUCUGUUCAUGGCCUGCAGGGAGGACCUGAUGUACUGUGGCUUAAGAGGGGGCAUGCUGUGCCGGCUUUGGGCUGCCAUCACGGCUCACCGGAAAACGCAUCUCAGCACGCACAGCGAGGUUUGCGAGGACACUCAUCUGUGAUCGCUCCAGGAGGAAAACGAGGAGAGCUGCUUACAUUUCUGAGAGUUGAUGAAAAGCAAAACGAGCUUUGAUUAACUGUGAAUUUUUUUUUUUUUUUUUUUUAGAAAAUGUCAAAUUCUUGUGUAUUUAAAGUAAAAUCAGAUUUUUUUUUUUUUUUUAUUAAUUUCUCAGGGCUGUGGCAGUUGGGCUCACUAUGUCUCCGCACAAACUUAAGUAUCACCUAAUGUAGCAAACUUUGUCAUAUUAGUUUAUCUGUCAAUGAACUGUAAACUAAUAACUGUUUUAACAUUAUUUUUCAAGAAUUACUAAUGCAAAAUUUUAGCUGCUUUUUUUUUGUUUUAAUAUUGCAUUAAAUUCUUUAUUUUAAUAGGCAGUGUUGGGUAUAGAACAUGUUUGAGUUUUAUGUCUUUUUAUUUUAAGAAAAUCAUUUGGUUAUAAAGUUUUUAUUACUGACCAACUUUCAUAUUUUUUUUUAGAUAUAUUUUAGUGAUGCUGUUUACUGUGUUCUACAGAGAACAAAUUUAAAUGAAAACCCUAUUUCUUUCAAGAGAAAAAGGGGGUUAAUGUCUAUCACAAAAUCUGUAUAGAUGUAUUUGCACAAUAAAGAGGAAAUAUUUAAUGUUU